Molecule: messenger RNA, 8765 nt
Organism: Lytechinus pictus (painted urchin)
Lineage: Eukaryota; Metazoa; Echinodermata; Echinoidea; Temnopleuroida; Toxopneustidae
Product: receptor tyrosine-protein kinase erbB-3-like
Exons: 13
Coding region: 301-3279 (992 amino acids)
Biological process (GO): protein phosphorylation
Molecular function (GO): protein kinase activity; ATP binding
Source: RefSeq, a predicted model, not a curated record
ACUUUUCAGAAUAUACGUAUAAUAUGUUUCUCUGCCAUAACACGACAGUUACAUCUAAAUUGGCAGAGGCAAAGUAAGCUGAGUGUCGGUCAGCUGUGACCUGUGUACCGGUACCGACUGUGUAGCCAAAUACCUUUCACAGACGCAGUUUACGCCUCCCAAUGUAGGCCAAGCACUUGACUGCCAAUGCCAAUGGACAUGACAGGCUCCGGGAUCGGGAUGCACCGCAGAGUGCAAUGCAACAACAACAACAACUGCUCUUGAAAUGGCUAUUAAAAAAUUUAAACCUGUUUCAGCAGGAUGCUUCGAAUAAUUGUGAGCACGCUCCUGGUCUGCACCAUCUUCAGCGGAUGUCUUGCAGCUCCACUCACAGGGUCCGAGGACCAAGAGCCAUUCAGCCUUCUUGUCUCGGUGUCUCUGUCACUUGCUUCAUUUCUGUGCCUGGUCUUGGCAGUGGUUGGGUGUGCCUGCUGUUGCGGAAAGACAAGUAUUCUGAAAUAUGAGGAGUCUGUAGAGUAUGAUGAAAGACACAACACCAACCAGAGCCACACCAACGAUGCUUUUGCUGACUUCAGUCCACCCACACAGAGCACACCUUCCUUCCCACCUGGUGGGGUAUCAGAGACGGUCAGUAUCGAGGCCUUGCCUGACCUGUCAUCCAGACUGCAGACCAGCCAUGGAUUACCACAGGUGAGCACAGCACUUAAUGACACAGGCCAACAGGAUGGGGAUCUUAAACACCUGAAGUCACCUAGGUUUGUCUUCCCGAGAGAUCAACUCAACUAUGUGGAUGAGCUUGGCAAUGGAUGGUUUGGCAAGGUAUUGCAAGGUGAAGCACAUAGGUUACACCCAGGGAUGCGUAAGACACGUGUUGUCAUCAAGCAACUCAGAGACACAGCUAGUCCAGAAGAACAACUCCUUUUCCUCCAAGAAGUACAACCAUAUAGGGAAGUAAACCAUCCCAAUGUCUUAAUGCUGCUUGGUCAGUGCAUUGAAAGCAUACCUCUUCUACUUGUCUUGGAGUAUGCACCUUACGGAGACUUGAAGAACUAUUUACGCAAGAAUCGAGGCAUGGUGGCAGAGAUGGCCCAGAAGGAUGUCCAGCUACGUAUGGCUCAUGAUAUCAUCUCAGGGUUACUCUGGCUUCAUCAAGCCGACUUCGUUCAUAUUGAUUUAGCAGCAAGAAACUGCCAAGUUUGUUCAGAUACAUCUGUCAAGAUCGGUGAUUACGGACUGGCUCUAGAAAAAUAUCCUGAGGAUUAUUAUAUCACCAAAGACGAGUGCCAUGCAGUGCCUAUCCGAUGGCUUGGCCCGGAGGUCAUUGAGAUCAGAGGCCAAGAUAUCAAACCCAAGAAAAUCACCAAGCAAUCAAAUAUCUGGUCCUUUGGUGUGAUAAUGCUGGAGCUGUCUACGGCAGCAGACCGACCCUACCCUAACCUGAGCGAUGAACAAGUCUUGAAGCAGGUCGUGAUGGAUCAAGAUAUCAAACUAGAUAAACCAAAACUGGACCUCAAGUAUGCUGACAGAUGGUUUGAGAUCAUGAUGUUCUGUUGGAUGGACGGUGACACCAGACCUACAGUCAAAGAAGUCCAUGAGCUGCUCACCCACCUUAAAAAGAAUGUAGAUAGAGUUCAGAUGGAAGACUUUGAGACAAAAUGGAACGCGCUCAAGCCUGCCGUGGCCAACCAGAGUUCAUCGGAAUGCAGCGAGGCUUCCCAGGAGACUCCCCAACAGGAUUUAUCGGUUGAGAUUGGUCGUGGUGAUCCUCUCUCCAUUGGCAUGCCUAAAGGGGAUCCCUUGUCAUCAGUCAGUGAUGUGUCUCAGAAGCAGGCACAACAGACAGUCAGCGUGGAUGUGACUGUCCCAUCGCUUGGCCAAACUGGCCAGGAAGAUCAGCUGAUUGAAGACCUUGCCAAAGGAGCUAAAAAGAGUCAACCUUUUGAAGUUACAUUUGAUGAGCCGGAAGAACCGGCACCCAGGAACGUGCAGGAAACCGAAACUGUUUCUGAACUUAUACCAAGCAUAGCAACACCGCAAGCUAACACGGCACCUCCUGCAGGAGGGAACAUGUCUCAUGAACUAAGCUUUGAGGAUGCCUUUGACACUCCUACUCCUACACCACAAGGAGAUAAACAGUCCUCAAGUCAGUCCUUUGGACUGGAUGACAGUGUCCAAAAUGCUGAUGUGACACCAAAGACCCCCGACUUCUUUUCUUCGGAGGAUGUCAACCCUGUUGAAGCCAGUACUCCCUUUCCCCCAACGCAAGAACCCAAUAUGCAAGUUUCUAUUGAUACCAGUUUGUCAACUGGAGGGUACGAUACGGCCGUUAGCAAUCUCCUAGAGGCCAAUGAUAGCACAGUCACGUUCACCGAGUCUUUCAACACCAUGUCAAGUAACCCUUUCAGUAGCGGCACUUCCUCAUCAGAACCAGGUGGGUUUGUGUCAGCGGUCGAGUCCGCAGGCGACAAAUCCUUGGAAGACAGUCAGGAUUAUGGGAACAACGGGUUUGGGGAGUUUGAGAGUUCCAUGCUCUCAUAUGGGACACCAUCGGAAGGUGGCAUGUCCUCUGUCCUGGAGACACCCACACCUGGUGGAUGGGACAAAGGAUCCUCAGACUUGUUUGGUGAUCUCUCUCAACCUUCAAAUCCAUUUGAUAGCUCAUCGGCGUCUGUCAGUUUUGGUGUCAAUGUGGACAGUCCGGCAGUGAAGGAUAUUUCUUUUGAGCAGAUGGCACAGAAUGGGGAGGAAAAGAAAGACCUGCAGAGCUUUGGUGCUAUAAGAUUGACAGAGCAUGAAAAAGACUCCACCGAUACCCCUCCCGUGGCUGAGCACGAUAUGACACCCCAAGGCUACGCAGAGGUCAGCACUGCUGCAAAGAAACCUUUCAGUAUGACCAUGCUGACCGUCACAUCAGGGAAGAAGAAGAAAUCCAUCGAGAUCCACAAAGAGGAUGAUGAGGAUGAAGAUGGAAAGGAUGCCGGGGACGCUGCAUCCCGUGUUACCGUGAUGACCAACGGCUCAAGCAAGAUGGCUAAAGACGAGGUCGUCUCUUCGGCAGCACCUCCUGAUUCCAGCGCAGGAACUAACCUCCUGGAUUUUGAUAUCUCCGGAUCCGGUCUAGAUCAAGGACCUGGACUAGCCCCUGGUCUCACAGCAGGAUUUGGUACCAUAGAACUGCAGGUGAGCAAGGAUGGUGAGGAGGCAGUGGUUGUCCCACCGCAGAGCCCGGAGUCUUUGGUCGAGUUUGGCUCCUUCGAGGAUGUCAGCAAAGAAUCAUAAAACAUCUUUAUAGACAGUGUCUUUCUUUCAAAAACCAAAUUGUACAUUAAGCAUAUAGUAUAUCAUACAGUGAAAUGUCAACAAGAGAUUUAUAUAUACAAAGGUUAGAAUAAUAUUGUAUAAUAUUGUCAUUAGUGGUUACAGUACAUCAAAUUGAUAUGUAGAAGUACAUGGCAGUACUGGUAGCUGAAGAGUAUUGUCAUUUUUUGUGUUGUUUAUUCUUAUAUAGUUUAUUAUUUGACAAAAGAAAGGUUGAAAGGUUUCCAUUUGCACACAUGAUUUGGUAGACAUUGUAUUCUUAAGAGAGAGAGAAAAGAUUCAUGCCAACAGUUCAGUAGCUAUUUGAAAAUGCUUGUUAAUAUUGUAUUCAUUUCUUAAAGUACGUAUUCACCCACAUCAAAUUUUAUAUCUUUCAGUGAACAUUUUCAUCUUCUAGAGAGAAAUUUGGAAAUUCUGUGUUUCAAUGAUAACAUGCAUUUUAAUAGAGGAAGAUUCAAAAUCUGUAGAUGAUAGAUAUACAGAAUUUGUAGGGUAUGACAAAUUUAUCUGAAAAUUGUUCAGGAAAAGAAAGAGUGCAUCAUUAAUAAAAAUGGAGACUCAUUUAAAGAUUUUUUUGGGUACAUAUUUACGUUAAUGGUUAACAUGGUUGUGCAAUUGAGAAAGAUUGUAAUGUACUCCCACCAAUAUUUUUAUUCAAAAUGACAAAAUAUAAAUAUACUAAAUUCAGGUCGUUUAUGUGAUUAUUUUUGCAUGUUUUCUUUGUGUGAUAUUAUAGUUUGUAAAUUGACAAAGACUAAGAGAUUCUCUCUGAAGCCAAGCCAGUACUUUUUAGCAAAGCUGCAGCUAAUUAAACUCACUUUUAUUAUAAUUGUUAUAUAAGCACUCAUUUUCUGUUAAAUUCUACCUCUGCCAUCCUCUAGUACUCUGAAUUAAAGUGAAAUAUAAUUAUCAACCAAACUUAAAAUGUAUUCACUUGCAAAGAAUCUAUUUCAUAAUAUUCAUGUGGAGGGUUGUGGCCCAGUGGCUUAGUCUCUGGACUUUGAAAAAAAAGGGUUGUGGGUUCGAACUGCACCCAUGGUGUAAUUCCUUCAGCAAGAAAUUGAUCCACAUUGUGGCACACUAAACCCUGGGGAGGUGAAUGGAUAGCUGUCAGGAUUUUUCCAUGAAUGCACCGAGCGCUGCUGAAAAGUGGUAGCUCAAGCUAAAGCCGGGGUGAUUAUAAUUGCACUUCGUAUCCUUUGGCAAAAAGCGCUAUAUCAAUCACGCUAUUUUAAAUAUUAUUACUUAUUGCAUGAAAGAUCUAUUUAAAUUGACAGUACUAACAGUUUAUUCAAUUUACCUGUAUUCUAAUGUUGUAUUCAUGAUCUAACAUUCAUUAGGUCAGCCAGUCUAUUGAUAGUUUCCUUCCAAUUUAUAGCCUAUUAUGAUAUUAAUAGCCUUAAAAAAAUAAUGAUAACUAAUGCAAUUGAGGGACUUCAGAAGAUAUUGCUAUGAUUGUUUUGAAGAAUCAAGUUUUCAAUUCUUCGAAUGAGGAAGGAUGCAGUUGGAAUAUAUAUAGUGGUAGUCUGUGAUAUUUCUUAAAAGUAUAAUUCACAUUUAUAAUCGAUGCUUUUGCCAUGAUCAACAAGAACUGCUUUUGAUUUAUAAUUAAUAUAGACUUGUAACUUCUACCUGUUCGCAAUGUUACAAAUUAGAUUACUCCAAUUGGCGUGUGGCUAUCUGCCAUCUCGAUAAAUACAAAAAUUAUUAUAUCAGUACCUCAUGGAAUAAAAUGUAAAAGUCUUUGAGGUUGUUUAGGGGAAAUGUUUCCUUUAGUAAUAAAAAUGCAUCGAAAAUUACACUAAUUCUUUACAAAACAUUAAUUUCCCUUGAAAAAGACACAUUUCAUCAUUUUUCAUUUCAACUGUCAUCAACUAUUUGAGGAGAAUACUAUUGUCAUCCUUUAAAUGUAAACUUUAUGAUAAAUUAACAAAGAAUAUGUAAUAAUGAAAAGAUAUCUGUCUGACAAUUAUAAGCAUCAAAGAAAUAAAUUGUGGUUUCCUUUAUUUAAAGCUUAAACAUUGCAACCUGUAAUAACUUAAUUAUCUGUGUAGUAUGUGACACACUUUGCCAAAAAGCACUUUAAAUACCCUAUACUAGUUCCUUUUGUUAAUCAUCAAAGUCUUGCCUGUAAAAUCUUCUUUAUUUUUCUUCCUCUUUUUUUUUUGCCAAUCAUACUAAUUCUGUCUUGGUCAUGCCUUAUGUUCUUUGCAAUGUAGCCAGUUUUGCCAUUAUAUAUCCUUCACUGACAUACAUGUGUGUAGGCAUGGGUACUGCAUUCCAUAUUGGUUUAACUGCAAUAGUUAAUGAGGGGUUGGUACUAUGUAUCCAAAUUACAAAUUAACAACAAAUAGUCAAGACAAUCAUGUAAUAAUGUGAAUUCUAAUUUAUAAGGUAAUUUGAUAAUCAAUUUCAAUUUCAUAUAUUUACAGGGAUAUUUGGACAUUAUUGAAUGAAUUGCUCUCCCCCAUGUAAUUUGGAUGGUUUUCUUUGUUGCCCUUGCAAGUAUUUAUUCUGAAUUAUAUGAUUUUUCUUCAAACAUAUUGUUAAACUGAAAUUAAGUCCAUGGAAUUGUAUGUAAAACACCCUCAUUUUGUAUUUUAUGUAUCUUGUCAAAUGGAGGAGAUUUAGUACUUGAUUUGUAGUUCAAUUAAAACGAUAUUGAUAGACUUGUUCUUUUUGAAUAAUUAAAAUACAAAUAUACAAUAGAUACCGGGCAUCUAGUAGUUAGUAUUCUAAGUUGUAUAAUAGUGAGACUGAUGUUUAUGUAGCGAUGAAAAGAAGGCAAUUUUUGCAGACUAAUCCUGGCCUAGCAAGGCUCUAAGCUUUAUUACUUUAAUAUUUCAAGAAUGUGUCUUAAUUUGUUUGGUAAAAGUGACCUUUAUUACAAUAUUUUUGAGUAACGUUUUAUUAUAAAGACAUAACUAUUUUUUCUUCAAAUGUAGAUUUUGUACACGUUUGUAUAAAGUUAAAAUUUGCUAAUGAUAUUGUUUGCAUGUACAGUUAUAAACAUUAAACAAGAUCUUGUGAUCAUUACUACUUGCUAUUUUGUAAGAAGGCUCUACUAGUACUUAUCUCAUCUUCAUUGUUAUGAAGACCCUUGUUUUCUUCUUUAGGGAGCAUUCAUGUAGUGAUUUUUUUUUCAAUUGUUUGUACAGACAGCUUUUAUAAGCUACUGAAAUGCUUUUAUCUCAUUGGUUAAAUAGACAUUUGUCAAGUAAAUCAAUUGAUGAAACACUUCAUUGAACACUUUCUGGAAAGCAGACAGUGAAUAAAUUGUAUGAAAUUUAAGAUCAAAUCUCAAUUCAGUAUAUUUACAUGUAUAUAUGAAAAAUUUCAUUGCAGAGAUAUGAUAAAAAAAUCAAUAUAAUUUUGUAGAUCUAUAUUAUAGCCUGAAUUCACAGAAGAGGUUUGAACCCAUGUCUUAUUUUCUGUGUGCACACACAUGGGCAAUAUGCACUACUGCACUUACAGUAUAUAUUAUUGUGAACUGUCAACAUGUACAUGUAUGUCUGAUCUAAUGCAAGAAGCCCCCAGUGUGCAUGUGCCUUACCACUUUUGCUUUGGCAUUUUAUUUUUGCCACAUAAAAGUUCAGAAAAUUCAAAAAGAUUCUUAAAAAGCAGAGCAUUUGAGCUCUUAUCUGAUGAUGAGUGAAUGGCAAGCAUGUGCACUUAUUUACGUUGAUUGUAUGUGUGUAUAUGAAAAACCAGGGUGGGAGCAGCUUUGAACAUCUUCUGCAUAUGUAUGCAUGGAGUUUAUACCUCUUUUGUAAAUUCAGUGUAAUAUGAAGAAAAAAAAUUGUCAAUGUCAUAUUGCUAUUUUUGCUAUGAAAAGUGUGAUAUAUUAUUUCUAAUCAACUCUUACAUGUAAAUUUGCUGUGGAUUAAUGAUUAAAUUUUGUGUAGAAUGUUUAGUACAGACAAUGUUUUUUUUAAUGUAUUUGAUCCCCUUGCUAUAUGAGAGAGGUGUAUUUUAGCUUUUGAAUAAGUUUACAUCCAGAAUUGUUUUGAUUGAAAAAUGGAAGAUGUGCUUCUAUGAUCGCCAAGGGGAUUUCGGAUUUGAAAUUUGAUUUAUUCAUGGUUGAGAUACAUUUGUAUCGAAUCUAAAAUGUGAAAAUAAAAACAUAGUGUAAUUUCAAUGCUAAUAAGAUGUAAUUGAAAAUAGAUUCUAGUUGUAUUUAUAAGAGAAUGGAUGAAUUCAUUGAAUUUGAAGAAUUUGGCCUAUUAUUUUUACAGAAUUUGGCCUAUUAUUUUUACAGUGUCACUUUUACGACAAAGGGUUAGACUUAGAUAAUUGAAUUAGAUUAUCAUCUUUGAGCUCACUGAGUUUAAUUUCACAAAUAGCAAACUUGAAUUCAUAUGUAUUACUUCCAGUGAUAUGAUGAUUUAGACAAAAAAUGGAAAAUACUUUUUUUCUUUUAAGAUAUUAAACAACAGUACUUUGCUAUGCAUGAAAUAAUUAUAGUGCUAGGUUUAGUAUGUGUUGAGAUGGUUAGAUUUGUAUAUUGAUUCAUUUUCAUGGUUUUAUGAGGAAGGACACACUGUCCUUAACUAUUAUAUUACAUCUUUGUACUUGACUAUUUUUUAGGAGAGAUUCUCAUGAAAAAAAUAGUUUGUGAUUGUCACUUACUAUAUGUUAUAAGCUACUGAAGUCCUUGCAUCUGAUUGGCUGAGAGCAAAUUUGUCAGUAAAAAUCAUCUACAAGAUGCUUCAUGAAACACUCACCUGAAAAUAACAAUCCAAAAUUGUGUACAGCUAGUAUAUGUUUUAUUUUAUUGCUUAACCUAUAUUCCUACAGUCAAGAAAUAUGAGUUUUUUAAUUAAUUAUCGAGCUACUGGUAAUUAUAUCGAUAGAGGAAGUAAUUGUGCUUGACUCUUUCUCAUUUUGAUUGAUAGUGUCAUUACUGUCAUCAAAGAAAUAUGAACGAAACUAUACUAUGAAAAGCAUUUUGAUAACCAAUGCUGUUCAAUCCGAAAUUUUCAUGGUGGCUUUACCUUACCAAGUUUGUGUGAAAUAUUGGCAUGUACAGUAGUAAUAAUAUGUUAUGAAUGAUUACAAUUUCAAAAAUCAAUUUUUAAUGGACAAAUCGGAUUUGUUAGCCCAUUUCUAAUAACUUUUAAUAAUUUAUCAUGUAGGGUUACUUAAUUAUCUGAAAUGGCUAAAUCAAAGGUUUUUUUACUUUAUGAUAAGGUUGGUAUUUAAUGAUUGUCUUCUGAUUGUCCCCCCCCCCCCAAAAAAAAAAGGGAAAGAUUUAUAACAUAUCAAGAGAAAUCUCUGGUUAUUUUUCUUGUAAAGAAAAUUUAUUAUAUUCAUUUAUAAUUGAUUUAUGAUUUUUUUAUAUGAUGAACUAGCUAUUUGAUAUAUUUCACUCUGGAAUUUGUUUGAAGUUUAUAAUUAUCUGUUUACUCUUGUAGAAGAAUAAAAUACUCUAUCAUCAAAUGUUACAA